AACAAUGUUGGUAGUAUUUCUCAAGAACCACCAUGCAUGGAUGGAUGGAUAGGCUUUUAUAUAUAUCUAGAUAUAGAACUGCCACUGAGCUCAUAAUCUGCAGCGAUUUUGGCGUCUUUAGCUACCCAACACGGGACCUUUAAUGCCCUCUACCCUUUGCUCGUUUCACAAUCCCAACCUCUGACAUCGGCAUCGGAGGUUGACUAUGGCGACUCAAUCAGCUGCUCCUCCAAGCCAGACGGACGAAAAUACCCAAAACCCAGCUUCGGAAGUUGUACAGCCAAUAAUUGAGGAGCAGCAUGAUGCUAAGGCAGUGGCUACGGAAGACAACUUGACUACAUCUGUGUUUGUGAACUCAGAACCAAUACGCGAAGAACAAGUGCAGAAUGCUGUAAAGUUUCUUUCACACCCAAAAGUAAGGGGAUCACCGAUCAUCUAUAGACGGUCUUUCCUUGAGAGAAAAGGCCUCACUAAGGAGGAGAUUGAUGAAGCUUUCCGUCGUGUUCCUGAUCCAACCCCGGCUGUUUCAAAUGUGCAGCCAGCUGCUCAAAAUCAAGAUGGGCGGUUGAAGUCAUCAUCAAAUAUUCAGUCACAAGCCCCAACUCAAAAUCCGCAGCCAGCAGCAGCGGCUCCUGGUGGUGUCAUUUCUAAAGUUAGCAGCUUGACCCAGUCCAGAUUCAACUGGUCACAUGCUUUUUAUGCUGUAGGAAUACUGGCUGUUUCUGGUCCAGGAACAGCCAUACUUCUUAAGAAUGCUAUUGUUCCUAGGUUGAAGUCCUGGAUUUGCAAGGUUGUAUUGGAAGAAGAUGUCCUGACAAAGAAAACCAAUGCAACACCAACUUUGGAAGAAGAAGCAACAGCUGCUGCAAAAGCUGCUGCAGCUGCAGCUGCUGAUGUGGCACAAGCAAGCCAGGAAAUGUUAAUGUCAAAAACUGAGCAAAAGAGAUACUUUGAGGAACUUAUGAAUCUGUUAGAUGCGCAAGUACAAGAAAUGAAGCUGAUGAGUAAAACCAUGAGAAAGUUGGAAGGACACAGUACUACCUCUGGAAGAGUCCCUCAUGUUGAACAAGAAGAUCAUAGAGUCUCAAUCACCAAUUCAAGGCAAUCAAAUGCUAAUGGGAAGGUGGAACUUGACCUGCACUCAGUGAGAUCUUCACCACCGCCUGCAUCGGUUGAACCCUCUGUUGCACCUCAUCCAAAAUCAUAUAUGGAGAGGCUGUCAACUCUGUUUGAAACUGGAGAUAAUGCGAUCAUUGCUAUGGUCCAAAGAGGAGAGAGACCUCCUAACAUCAGUGAGAUCAAUGAUCUACCUCCCAAUCCCAAUCAGCCAGUGUCAAAUCUUCGCUUAGCAUCUAGAGCUAAGCCUUGGGAUUUUGGUCAGUCUCAAAACAGCUUGAGCCAUAUUCUUCCGUCUCAAGAGAGCAGUGAUGGAUUCAAUUCCCAGUUUGCAGAUAAUGGGCUUAUCAAUCAGGUGAAUGGAGAGAGUAAAGUUCCUUGGUGGCAACAGAAAAAUAUAAGAAUUACAGAAAUUGAAAAUGAAGAUGACCACAAGACCGUGUCAUCUGAUGUGUUUACAAAUGGACGACCAGUUCAGAACUCAUGGGUUCCUCCCCAGCCACCCCCUGUUGCAAUGCCAGAAGCAGCCGCAGCAAUCCGACAAGCAAAGAAACAAUCAUAUCAGAAAGAACAAUUGGCUGAUGAGCAUUUAGAGGCUCAUUCUUCAGAUAUAACUGAUGAGUUGCAGAGGAUGACAAAGAUAUCUGAAUCAGGUGUAGCUGAGGCUAAUGGUGGGAGUUCAAAGCUGAACACCAGUGAGAUACAAGCAGAAGGUGGAGCUUUUGAAUCUUCUUAAGGUAUCCCAUAUACGCUGCAUACAGUUGAAUAAUUUUCAAAACAUGUUUGUUCAACAUGAACCAAACGAUUUACUUGUUGAGUACCUUCAUUGAAAAUUCAAAUACUUCAUGCAAACAUGGUUUGACGAGGAAAAAGUUAAUAAUAUCUAGGGAAUCAUAUAAACAUUGACUCUUGGCUAUAUGAAUGAUGAUUUAUAGCGUCUAACAUAAAAUCUUUUUUUCUUUCCACA
Molecule: messenger RNA, 2083 nt
Organism: Cornus florida
Lineage: Eukaryota; Viridiplantae; Streptophyta; Magnoliopsida; Cornales; Cornaceae
Product: peroxisomal membrane protein PEX14-like
Exons: 14
Coding region: 206-1852 (548 amino acids)
Biological process (GO): protein import into peroxisome matrix, docking
Cellular component (GO): peroxisomal importomer complex; peroxisomal membrane
Molecular function (GO): signaling receptor binding
Source: RefSeq, a predicted model, not a curated record